Messenger RNA from Copidosoma floridanum, 1737 nucleotides. It is a transcript of the gene Cyt-b5-r, whose product is annotated as Cytochrome b5-related. NCBI's taxonomy places the organism in Eukaryota, Metazoa, Arthropoda, Insecta, Hymenoptera, Encyrtidae. Gene Ontology annotation, molecular function: heme binding. The record is from RefSeq and is a predicted model, not a curated record. Gene Ontology annotation, biological process: lipid metabolic process.
CGUAUAUGCGUGAUAUUAUUGCACGAUGAGAUGAGGUCUCAGCAUCAGCGCUCUCCCGUCAGUUGAAUCUCAGCUCAAAGCCGGGACGCGUCGCAUUUUUUUUGCCAGUGGUUUGACUACUUUUUCCAACGGACCUUUUUUUUUUUUUUUAUUUGUUUUUUGACUGCAAUCGCUCUCGCGGAUGUUUUCUCGUUUUGAAAAAAGGAGGAUUUUUUUAAAGCAGUACUUGGCGAUUGCUACGGCAAGGAGAUCUUGCGAGCAUCGAAUUUAGUCUAAUCCGAAACUACGAAUAAAAUGGGCAAACUAAAGAGUACAGUGCCGGGCUUGGCAUACCCGUCCGGCAGAGACAAUCUCCUGAAAACGACCUUUCAGUUCUUGGAGGGCAGACGCAAGGACGAUGGCGCGGAGGGCCUCUGGAGAAUUCAAGACAAUCUCUACGACUUGGAAGACUUCGUAAAAAAACAUCCUGGUGGAGCUGAGUGGAUAUCGAUGACCAAAGGCACCGACAUCACGGAGGCCUUCGAGGUUCAUCACUUGUCGGAAAAACCUGAGCGACUUUUGCCAAAAUUUUUCGUUCGCAAAGCAGUGGCGCCCAGAAUGAUGGCCUACACCUUUGAUCCAAAUGGCUUUUACAAGAAAUUCAAAGAAAGAGCUCGCGAGGCCCUGAAAAACGUGGACUACCACAACCCCAGUGUCAAAUCCAAACUGAUAGCCGAUGGAAUAGCGACACUCACGAUAGCCUCGGUCAUUGCAUGUGCCAUAUUCAAAUCGUGGGUUGUGCUCGUCAUUUGCGCCCUCCUGCUCACGUGGCUGUCGAUAAUAGCCCACAACUUUUUCCACAUGCGUGACAAUUUUCGGAUGUACUACUUCGAUCUGAGCCUCAUGUCGUCCAAGGACUGGCGAAUAUCCCACGUGCUGAGCCAUCACUUGUACCCAAACACACUAUGGGACAUGGAGAUCUACAUAUUCGAGCCUUUCCAAAACUGGUUGCCAGGAACUAACAAGUCCGCGCUGUACAUUAUAUGGGCCUUUUUGUUCAAUCCUAUCGCCAUGUUGGUCGCUUGUUUCCUCCAAGGAUUAAAACGGUACUACUCGCUGUUGGUGGAGUGGAAGAAGGUGGAAUUCCGGGACGUCGUACCAUUUGCCUUGCCCGUACUGAUGAGCUUCUUCGCCUCGUCGCCGUGGGAGGCUGUCAAACUGUGGCUGUGCAUCCUGAGUUUGAGUAGUUUUAUAUUUCACUUUAUCGGACUGACGGCUGCUCACCAUCACCCCGAUAUCUUCCACGACGGUGACAUUUGUCGGCAAGAUCCCGACUGGGGCCUCAUGGAGUUGGACGCUGUGCGCGACCGCUACGUCAUCGAUGACUCGACUUUCCUCGCCCUGACGAACUUUGGUCUACACGGUCUGCACCACCUGUUGCCCACUGUGGACCAUGACUACCUCGAGCUCUGCCAGCAGGCCUUUCGGGACACUUGUCGUGAAUUCGGGGUCGACAUCAAGCAGUUCAGCUCAUGGGAGUUGAUCAAGGGCCAGUACCAGCAGUUGGCUCGCAAUCAAAUCAAGGCCAAUCACAGGGGCGGCUUCCACAUCAAGGAAAAAUGUAACUGAAGCCGGGGAAGAUGAUGUACGACUUCAGUGUCUUGGGUAAACUCAAAUGCCGAUGUUUUGUUGUAAAUGAAUAAAAUAAGAAAAAAUAAUAAUAAAGGCAAAAAGGCAUGUUGGGUAAAAUGAUUGAAA